Abrus precatorius (Indian licorice) is the source of this 4043-nucleotide messenger RNA. Its product is annotated as histidine--tRNA ligase, chloroplastic/mitochondrial-like. The coding region runs from base 2151 to 3656 and encodes 501 amino acids. Gene Ontology annotation, cellular component: cytoplasm. The record is from RefSeq and is a predicted model, not a curated record. Gene Ontology annotation, biological process: histidyl-tRNA aminoacylation. Gene Ontology annotation, molecular function: histidine-tRNA ligase activity; ATP binding. Lineage: Eukaryota; Viridiplantae; Streptophyta; Magnoliopsida; Fabales; Fabaceae. The transcript is spliced from 11 exons.
UUAGCUUCGUAGCUAUAUGAAAGGCAAUGUUCACAUGCAAAAAUGGGGAUUGAGAACUUGGAUUUGACUUUAUCACAAGGUCUAAUUAAGAUAUUGGUGACGUUCCAUUGUACCCGUUGAUUAGUCCAUUUUGAAGAGUUUAAAUUGUCUUAUAAGGGAACUUAAGAUAGAUUGCAAUUCUACUUGGCCAUAUUUAGUAGUAGCUUGUAUUGAAGGGAACUGUCUCCCGUGAUGGUGUUUCGAAAUCAAAGACGAUGGAGAUACUCCUUUGAAUUUUAUUAAAUGAAAACAGGUUCAAAUUAUUUAAUAAAAAUACUGUAAAUUAAUUCAAUAAUAAAAAUGCAUUAAAAGAAUAUGUCAAGAAAAUAUAUAUCAGGAUAAUUUGUGUUGUCUACGAAAGAAAGAAAUGAAGCAUGAACACUUUCCAGCUCAGUGAAGACUCAAUAAUGUAAAUUCUUAUAUUGGCAACGGUCCAAAUUACACUUGGAGCUAGGAAACCGUGUCGCAAACGUUGAUUGUGAUGGUGAUAAAUAUAAACUCACGGCCAUCCCUUUUCUAUGGGAUUAUUCUCUGCCUAGUCUGCAGCAAAAAUGGGUAACAUUGGCCAAUUUCUUAGGUGCGAUAGACGCGUGACAUCAGAUUCCUCUCGUAAGUUAGCAUGCACUUAUAUACAUAUAAUUUUUUUAUAAGCAAUUUUUAGGGACAGUGGAUGGUAAUCCAUUCUAAGGUCCAAAAAUUUGUCGAGAAAUUUAAACCUUGCAUCCAUUUGUUAAAAUCCUAUCUUACUCCUUUCUCCACUCAACUUACUCCUUAGAGUUACACAUAAUUUUGCCAUGGAUGAAAUAAGAUCAUAAAAAUUUAUGUGUAGGCUUUUAUUUUUUUUAAAUGUUUUAGCACAGUAUCUUUUUCUUUUUGUGAUGUAAUGGGAGUCUCUACUCCCUCAGUGAUAGCUGUCUAAACUUUUUUCUUUAUAGACUCUAGCUCUUUUUCUUUAAAAAAAGUGUUUUUUUUUCUCAAAAGUUUCAUGAUCUUAUUUAUUUAUUUUCUAAUAAAUUACGUAUUUAUAUAUUAACAAUGUCUUGUUCUCUCUUUUUGAAUUAAGUUACUUUAGAAUAACUCCAUUUUUGUUAUAUUUAAAUUCUAUGACAGAUAAGUUUUAAAGAUGAAAACUGCCUUAGGAGAAGAAAAAAAAAAGAUCAAAAAUUAAAAAGGGAAUGUGUUUUCAUUUUAAAAAACUAUUCUUAAGAAAACAAAAAAAGAGAGAAAUUGCUUGACGUGAUUACUUCAAAUGUGAGAUAGAUAACGUGGGCAAGUGAUAAGAAUGGAAAAUCGAAGUCCUUAAUGACGCAUUGGAGAAGGGAUUUGUUCAUUUUUCAUAAUAAAUAAUGGGUGGGGAGGAUAUCUUUAUUACAAUAUUGCCAUAAAAAAAGUUAUUUAAAAAAAAGUUGAAAACAUCUCCAAAUUGUUUUUGCUUUUUAACUUUUAAAACAUAUUUUUAAAACUGCAAACCAAAAACAAUAUUCAUCAUACACAUCUUUUGUUUUAUUGUUUUUAAAAAUAAUAGUAAAACAAGACUUUUUUUUUUAUUGAGAAUGUAUAAAUUUUUUAAACAUGUUUUCUACCUCCUUUAAACAUUUUAACAUUAGAGGAAAAAUUAAAAUAGAUGGAUAGUGAUUUAUCAUUCAAUGAUUAGCCCAUCCAUUAAUCCAAUUUUAAAGUUUGUUUUAUUUUUUAUAAAAACUAAAACAUUAUUAAAAAAAUUACUUUUUGUUUGUCUUUUUAUCUCUUUUUCUGGAUUGUUUCUACAUUCCGGGAAAUUAAUUUCAGUAAACAAUAGAAUCAUGAAAAUCAUAGUUGAUAAAGAAAUAGACGUGAUCAAUUGACAAAGUAUAAAACUUGGGACAAAUCUUGUUACUAAAAAUGAUAAGAAAAGUCAUAUAAUUUCCCCCUUUAUGGGUCUAUACGUAAUUCGAAACUGGGACCAAUUGGGAUCAGUGAGUGCGUCGUUUGAAGCCCAACAUAAAAGGCCCACUAACAUCAUAUCCGAACCUUCCUAAACAACUUCGUUGCAUUUCCAUCCAACUAAGCCUAGCUUCACCAGUGGAAAACCUGACCAAAAAAAAAAAAAAAAAACGAUAACCUUCACCGCGAUGCCUGCAACUCCAUUUACGUCUCCGUUCCUCACACUGCAACCACGCUUCAAUUCCUACAUUAACCCUAUCUUCCGUUCACUCACCUUCCAACUCUCGUCUUCGCCGCUCUCAGUCGAUGGCAAGUUCUCCGGCGUUAGAGUUCAUUCCGCACUUUCUCGAGCGGCGGAGACCGAUUCUCCGAGCGGUGGAAGGUCAGGUGCGUUAACUCCCGGUCCGGCGGUCGCCGGAGAGGUUCAGAAAAUCGACGUGAAUCCUCCCAAGGGGACGCGUGAUUUCCCGCCUGAAGACAUGCGCUUGCGCAACUGGCUCUUCAAUCAUUUCAAAGAUGUUGCGCGGUUGUACGGAUUUGAGGAAGUUGAUUUUCCGGUGCUUGAGUCGGAGGCGUUGUUCACUAGGAAAGCAGGGGAGGAGAUUAAGGACCAGCUUUAUUGUUUUGAAGAUCGGGGAAAUCGUCGUGUUGCAUUGAGGCCUGAACUUACUCCUUCUUUGGCAAGGAUGGUGAUACAGAAAGGGAAGUCUGUGUCAUUACCAUUAAAGUGGUUCACUGUUGGACAAUGUUGGCGGUAUGAGAGAAUGACAAGAGGGCGUCGUCGUGAGCACUACCAGUGGAACAUGGAUAUCAUUGGCGUUCCUGGGGUUAUGGCCGAAGCAGAGCUUAUAUCUUCUAUUGUCACUCUGUUCAAGCGAAUAGGGAUUACAGAAUCAGAUGUUGGAUUUAAGGUUUCUAGUCGAAAGGUUCUACAGGAAGUAUUAAAGUGUUAUUCAAUCCCUGAAAAUUUGUUCGGCAAGGUCUGUGUCAUCAUUGAUAAAAUUGCGAAAAUUCCAGUUGAUGAGAUAAAGAAAGAGUUGAAAGCUGUUGGUCUAUCACAAGAGGCUGUCCAGGAGCUAUUGCAAGUCCUUUCUGUGAAGUCAUUGACAGAGUUAGAAGAGAGACUCGGAAGCGGUGGGGAAGCAGUUACUGAUCUGAAACAGCUAUUCUCACUUGCUGAAAAAAUUGGUUACUCUAAAUGGCUUCAAUUUGAUGCGUCAGUUGUUCGUGGUCUUGCUUACUACACUGGCAUUGUGUUUGAGGGUUUUGAUCGAGAAGGAAAGUUGCGAGCAAUUUGUGGGGGUGGCCGAUAUGAUCAUUUGUUCUCAACUUUUGGUGCUGACGACAUUGCUGCUUGUGGUUUUGGAUUUGGUGAUGCUGUCAUAGUGGAAUUGCUCAAAGAGAAAGGUCUGCUACCAGAGCCUAGCUUGCAAAUAGAUAACAUUGUUUGUGCUUUGGAUGAAGAUCUUCAAGGAUGUGCUGCUAUGGUUGCUAACAUUCUCAGAGAAAAAGGACAGAGUGUUGACUUGGUUUUGGAAAGCAAACCACUUAAAUGGGUUUUUAAACGAGCAGCCCGAACAAAUGCUGUGCGGCUUGUAUUAGUGGGGAAUUCUGAGUGGCAAAAGGGUAUGGUUGGUGUAAAAAUUCUCUCCACUGGUGAACAGUAUGAGGUUAAACUAGAUGAUCUAAAGUAAAUCAGAAUUUGAAUUUCUUGUGGUUUAUGUAUUUUGUCUUCAUUAUUGGUAUUUCAUUUACCUUUGUUUUUUAUGUAAUCCUACUUGAGUGCUUGUUUGUAUGUGCACAUAAUUAUCUUUGUGCAUGUACAAAUCUGUGCAUAUACAUAUAUCAAAGCUUCUGCUUCUGUUCACAUUAUUUAUCCAAAUAAGUUCUUCACUCAUAUUGUCUGCCCCUCUUGUUCCUUUGUCUUCGUAUUUCUACGUGUGUGCAUGUAAGGACAAGACCAUAUUGUUGAUGGAUCAAUGGGGAAUUUUCACUUGAAAUGUUGAAUUGAAUGAUUUGUUUGAUAAUAGCCUAUUGACCUUACUGUUAAAACCCUUUCUCCUUAUUUCUAUCAUACUAAA